AGCCAUGAAGGGGCCACCAUGUCGAUGUCCCACUCCAGACCGUCCCGCCACAAAAGCCCGACUCAGUUGACCAAAAGCCAUGGCCACGAGCACAUCCAGAGCCAGAGUCUUCUGGAGGAUUCGGCCGCCCAUUUGGUCAACCUGUCCCAAGACCCGGACGUGUCCGACUUGUAUCCCUCGUCCUUCAUCUCGAAUGGUUCGACGGAAACCAAGGACGACGAAACGGACUGCGGCCUGCUGGACUCGAAGACGAGCGCCGUGUUGGAGCACUUGGGCAAUAAGAUUGUGAGAGUGCGCGACUUGAUUCGAACGGAGCAGAAGAUGAGAGACGACAAUGUGAACGAGUAUCUGAAGCUGGCGGCCAAUGCCGACAAGCAGCAGGUGCAGCGGAUCAAGGCCGUGUUUGAGAAGAAGAACCAGAAGAGCGCGCAGGGAAUAGCGCAGCUACAGAAGAAGCUGGACGUCUACCAGAAGCGGGUCCACGAUCUGGAAAAGGGCAUCCAGAGCCACCGGCCGCCCAGAGAAGUGCUGCGCGAUAUGGGCCAAGGAUUAAAAAAUGUGGGCGGCAACAUUCGGGAUGGAAUCACCGGAUUCAGCGGCUCAGUCAUGUCCAAACCGCGCGAAUUCGCCCAUCUGAUCAAGAACAAGUUUGGCAGCGCCGACAAUAUCAGCCAGCUAUCAACUGAAAAACUAGUCGAAGAAGGGUCGGGAGGUAACCAGACGACCGGAUCGGAAGGAAGCUGCGCAGACAAACACCAGCAUCAGCAGGCAAGCGGCAACGAUCCUGCUAGCCAGAAGAGCGCAGUGAAGCACGGAGGCAGCGCCACUCUGCCGAUGACGGCGUCGCAGAGCAGCAUGCAAGGCCGGGGGGCGCAGCGAAAGUUCCCCAGCGACGAUGGUUCCGAGUGUGAGAGCAGCGUGACUAGCGACAGCAUUGGAGGAUACGGCCACCCGCAGGAGACGAGCAUGCAAGACAACUUGGCGGAACUGGACAAGAAGCUGAAAUACUUCCAGGAACAGCUGAAUAGCUUCAGGGAGAGCUUGGAGAGCAUCAAGUCCUUCCAGGCGGACAUUCAGCUGAACAACCUCCAAAUCCAGGAGGAGCGAUUUCGCACGGAGCGUUUGGAGGAGCAGAUCAACGAUCUGACAGAGUUGCAUCAGAACGAGGUGGAGAACUUGAAGCAAGCAAUGGCCGACAUGGAGGAAAAGGUCCAAUAUCAAAGCGAGGAACGUUUGCGCGACAUUCACGAGAUGCUCGAACACUGCCAGACCAAAAUCCAGAAAAUGGAACACCAAGACCUCCAGCAGCAGCAAUACGUCAUGCUUGAGGGACUGGACAACUCAAACGCUCGCGCUCUGGUCGUCAAACUGAUCAAUGUGUUGCUGACUGUGCUGCAAGUGGUUCUUCUGCUGGUCGCAACCGGAGCUGGGAUCAUUAUGCCGUUUUUACGAACAAGCCCGAGUCGUACGGUGACCGUAACGGAAAUAACCGGGGGCAAAACGGGCCAACUUGGCGACGAGACGCCCCAAAAGUGGUCCUAUUUGUCCUUAUUUUCCAGAGGUAUCUCAAAAAGCUGAGUUCAUCAGAGUGCGCAUCAUCACAACCGUAGUCUGCGUCAUAGCCAUAGUGUUCACACUGAAACAGUGGCCGGAAGUGAGGGACAUAGGCGGCCAUGUGAUGAAGAGGCUGAAAGACACUUUGGAUCCUGUCCAAUAGCGCAUGCUGAGCAGCGCGAUUGGUACACUGGGUUGUGAGCACCAAACUUCUUCAAAUGGUUGGGAAUUCUACUCAUUUUCAAUGUCAUAUAAGUGAUUGUUGAGGUAGAAAUCUAUUGAGGACUUUAGUGACAAACUGGCAGCUAUUGGGACUUAUAUGUUCAUUCAUUUGUGAUGAAUGUUGCGCCUGAGGGCUGAAACAAUCACUUUUUUGCCUCUCUACCACUUUCAGCCCUUCGGCUCGUACGCGCUUUAAAACCUAGUUAAGUUAUUGUAUCGUUAUUCGCAUAUUUUCGUUUUACUGUUCGACUAUCACUGCUCAAUUUUUCGGAACUGAAACGUACCAGCCUACAAAAACGUGGCAAAUCUAGUUAGCAACCGCCUCUGCAGGCUGCCAGCGCAAACAUUUAACUACUUUUGAGGGACUUUGAAUGGAAAUUUUAUGGGACAAAUACUUGUUUUAGAGUAUUUCGCAUUGUUGUUGGAAAUUAGGAAUAUUAAUAUUGAUGCAAAUUAUAAGGAAUAUUCUGUAUUAUAUUAGGGAAAAGCACACAAUUCGAAUGUGGGACGGUCUAGCUUGGGGAUCGGUUAUGGGUUUGGCCAGCGUAGUGUAACUAAUACAAAAAAACAAUAAUUCGAUUUUUUUCGUAGUAGGUGGGCUUUUGACUGAUUUUCACAUAGUUUGUGAUUUUUUAACGAUAGAACUUAGCAUGUAGGCGCCAAAAAUGCAAAGAUAGCGGUAGAGAAACAUGUUCGUCCAUUUUUGUAGAGUUUGUAGGACCCGCAUUAAUUAUACAGAGCCAGUGCUGGGAAUUCUCCAUCAAUUUCCGUUGUAGCAGCUACAUGUUCCUGCGUUUAUCGAGCGAAUUAAAUCAAUCGGUGUUUGAGCGGCCAAAGUGCGCCUCUAAAAAGCGCAUUCAGCUCAACUCCUCAAUUAAAAUCGUUGUUCAUAUUUCGCCUAUUUAUUCUUUUAUCCAUAGAUAAUGUAUUCGCUUUAAUUAUUUUUUAUUGGAAAUUGUAUAGUUUUAAAGCGAUUGUUUUUGUAUGUAAACACAAAUUUUUGUCUAUUUAAAAUAAAGUUUUAUUUUUACUUUUG
Dendroctonus ponderosae (mountain pine beetle) is the source of this 2812-nucleotide messenger RNA. It is a transcript of the gene Dmtn, whose product is annotated as transmembrane and coiled-coil domains protein 2. Lineage: Eukaryota; Metazoa; Arthropoda; Insecta; Coleoptera; Curculionidae. The record is from RefSeq and is a predicted model, not a curated record. Gene Ontology annotation, cellular component: endomembrane system.